AUGUCGAAGCUGUCCGAGCCGCUGAAGGCCCUCAUCAACGCCGGCUUCGCCCGCCCAGGCCCUGCGCCCGCCCCGAAGGGCAUCCGCUCGCUGUUCGAACGCAUCGCGAAAGACUCGGCCGCGAAGAAUGUCGCGACACCGUGCUGGCUCACCAUCGCCACGGCCACUUCGAUGACCAUGAACUCGCCCGCCUCGAUGAAGGAGCUCUUCGACAUCGCCACCGCCUCCAAAGACCAGAAGGCCGCCGUCGACACGGCCGAGCUGAUGCGCGAAGUCGGCCUCAAGUGCAUCGGCUUCAACGGCAUCCCGCGCACAAUCAACUGCCUGGGCGCCUUCCGGGGCAGCCUACCCGAGAACGUCGUCCGCAGCCUGUCAACAACACCCACCAGAACACCCACCACCCAGAACCUCGAAUCCAUGCGCACGCGCGGCUUUGGCCUGUGGUCCGACAUCUACCGGCCGUUCGACGAGAAGCUGCUGGCCAAGCUGGCCGACUCGCACCCGGACCUGCCCGUGCACAUCAUCAACAGCCACUACUCGGCCCUCUUCACCGACCCGCCCGAGAAGGCCACGCCGCGCGUCGGCCGCACCUUGACGUCGCUGGUCGGCAUCUCGUGCCUGCGCGCCCAGACCGGCGUCGGUCCGCAGGUACUGUCGCACGUUUUCGGCCUGCGCAAGGCCUUUGACGAGGAAGGAAUCAAGACGAAUGUCGAGGCCGACAUCCCCGGCGCGCGCUGGCUGGCCAGCGAGGAAGGCAACUUUUGGAUACUGCAGACGGUGGAUGAGAUCGUGAGGGAGAUUGGGGCUGGUGAGGGGACGACGUACGCGCCGGGUCUGCGUGCGAAGUUGUAA
This is a messenger RNA of Lasiodiplodia theobromae, 852 nucleotides long. Its product is annotated as Conserved mitochondrial protein. Bases 1 to 852 code for a protein of 283 amino acids. The transcript is spliced from 2 exons. Lineage: Eukaryota; Fungi; Ascomycota; Dothideomycetes; Botryosphaeriales; Botryosphaeriaceae. The record is from RefSeq and is a predicted model, not a curated record.